Molecule: messenger RNA, 447 nt
Organism: Abrus precatorius (Indian licorice)
Lineage: Eukaryota; Viridiplantae; Streptophyta; Magnoliopsida; Fabales; Fabaceae
Exons: 4
Coding region: 43-447 (134 amino acids)
Source: RefSeq, a predicted model, not a curated record
UAGAACACGAACUUCAUAUACUUGUACCUGUAGGCGUAACCUAUGUCAACUCAAAGGGAAAGCACAGAGAGCAGAGCUACGAGGAAGCGCAUGAAACCAGCGGUGGAAGAAAAGGCAGGAGAUGAAGCAGAAUCCAUAACUGAACAGGAGGAAGAAUUUGAGACGAACAUUACUGGACUUGAAGAAAUGGAACUCAGUAUCUCUCUUAUUCUUGAGAAGAUUGAAAAUUAUACUCAGAGGGUAUCUGAGCUCCUAGAAUCAGGGAAAACCAUGUUUAAGGAGCUAAGCAAUGAAUUUGAAGAAAAACUGAUUAUGAUUCAUAAGGAGCAAGUAGAAAAAUGGCAGGAAGAAAUCAAAGAAUUGCGUGCACUUGAUGCCUCAAACGAGGAAGCGAAUGCUCUCUUGCUUAAUGCUCGAUAUCUUCUUCAGAUCACUCGUAAUGAUUAG